Molecule: messenger RNA, 1011 nt
Organism: Theileria orientalis strain Shintoku
Lineage: Eukaryota; Apicomplexa; Aconoidasida; Piroplasmida; Theileriidae
Exons: 10
Coding region: 1-1011 (336 amino acids)
Biological process (GO): mRNA splicing, via spliceosome
Cellular component (GO): nucleus
Source: RefSeq, a predicted model, not a curated record
AUGGGCAGUGAUAAGUCUGAUUUUAAAACCGUAAUGGAGAAAGUUGGUAUACCGACCAACAUAUUAAAGAAAAGGCCUAAGAAUUACAAAAGGAAAUUCGUCCCAAAUAAACCAGAACCAACGGAACCUGACCCAGGGGAAGGAGUGUACAGAAACAGAGCCUUAGAAAGAUCGCAGUUAAAAGAAGAAUAUAGAAAAGUGCAAGAGGAAUAUGAGUUGUUUAAGAAGCAGACGGAGGAGGAGUCGCGUUAUAUGGGAGGCGACGAGGAGCACACACACCUAGUUAAGGGACUGGACUAUAAACUACUGGAGAAAGUGAAGAGACAACUGGAAACAACGGCAAGUGACUCGAAAGACGUAAGAGAGUCUAAGGAAGAUAGGGACUUCUGCUUCACAGAGUUCGGUUUUUACUUCUACAAAAAGUUUUUCUACCACACGAACCUGAAUAACGUUAAUUUUAAUCGCAAAUUGGACCAAACGAUAGAUUUACUGUCGAAGGGCUACAAGUUUAAAGCAAAUAAAAUUUUGAACUUGACUUACAAUUUUAACCUCUCAAACGAGGAUUUGCCAUCGAUAAUAAUCAACGACAAUAGCACUCACAGUAGUGGUAACCUGCUGACGAACAACCUGGAAUUGAAAAAGGAACUGAUAGAGGCAUUCAAUUGGCACGCUGAAAACAGAAAAAAGAAAAAAUCAGAACGACUGCCAUUUAGACCGACGACAGCCACAAAUGAACAGGAAAAAGAAGAGGACUCAGAAGAUGAUAUAUACCAAAACAUAGAAAAGUAUAAGCCUGACGAAUUUGACGAAGAAAUAAUAACGAGCAUAAGUGGAAACAAGGAAAAAGAGGGAGAAGAGUACAAAAGUAGAGGUCUAACGUACAAAAUACCGGAAAAACUGUUGAAAAGAAGCAAAUUCGUACAAAAACAAGAAGAGAACUUCCAGUCAGACAUAGAUAUGGAAGACUCAGACGAAGAAAUAGACAGAAACAAGGAGUUUAAAGUGAUAUGA